ACAAGAUAACACAACACCACGUGAAAUCUAUGCGUUAAGAAAAGGCACAAGUUGAGAAUGAGAACAAUAGUAUAAUAUUAUAAGGGUGUGCUUCCUAAUCCAAUCCAAUUCAUCAGUGAGGCACCCAGCUCAUUUAAGGUGCUUCAACAGCAUCAUCUGCAUCAAUAUCAUCGUCCUUAAUUGUGGAGACACAACAUCAUGGAUUCUCCUUUGUUGUCACAAGACCAUGUUUUGCCCAACAAACACACAUGGAAGAUGAGCCUUUGUGCUAUCGUGGCUAUCACAAUUGUUGGACUAGUAGUCAGAGGCAACACUAGCUAUGGAAUACUGUCCGGAGCAGAAAAAUAUAAUGAUGGAAUCGCAACCAAUCAGGGAGAUAUUGUUGAAUCAGAUGUGGGAGUUGUUGCAACCGAUGAUGCUCGGUGUUCUGCAAUUGGUGUUUCAAUGCUUAGGCAGGGUGGACAUGCUGUUGAUGCUGCAGUGGCAGCAGCAUUAUGCAUUGGUGUUGUUUUCUCGGCAUCAAGUGGUAUAGGAGGUGGCGCUUUCAUGGUUGUUCGAUCUUCUUCAUCCUCUCAAACUCAAGCUUUUGACAUGAGAGAAACUGCUCCUUUAGCUGCUUCACAGAUAUCUACAACUUAUGUUUGUGUAUAUGUGUGAAUGUCAACAAACAGAAUAUGUAUCAGAACAAUCCCAAAGGUAAGACCUUAGGUCCAUUGUCAAUGGGAGUGCCUGGUGAAUUAGCUGGCCUUCAUGCAGCCUGGUUGAAGCAUGGACGAUUGCCAUGGAAAACCUUAUUCCAACCAGCUAUAGAACUUGCUGGAAAGGGUUUUGUUGUUACUCCUACUCUUGGAGAGUACAUGGCUGCUGAUGCAAAUAAGAUAUUGGAUGAUCCUGGGUUAAGAAAACUAUAUGCACCCAAUGGAACUUUGUUGAAAGCUGGGGAUGUGUGUAGAAAUGUUGAACUUGGUAGCACCUUGGAGGUAGUGGCUGAGCAAGGGCCACAAGCUUUCUACAAUGGAACCAUUGGUGAAAAUUUAGUCAAGGAUGUCAGAGAUGCUGGUGGGAUUUUAACAAUGGAGGAUUUACACAAUUACAAGUUGGAAGUAACAGAUGCAACGACUGUGAAUGUGAUGGGAUACACCAUAUAUGGAAUGCCACCUCCUUCAUCUGGAACACUUGCUCUUUCUCUGGUUCUGAACAUCUUGGGCAGUUAUGGAGGUUCUAAUGCUGCAAGGGGAAAUCUUGGUCUACAUCGACUAAUAGAAGCUCUGAAACACAUGUGGGCUGUUCGAAUGAACUUGGGUGACCCCAACUUUGUAAACAUUGAUGAUACUAUAUCCAAAAUGCUUUCCCCAUCUUUUGCAAAAGAUAUUCAGCACAUGAUACUUGAUAACACUACUUUCCCUCCAGAGUACUAUAUGAACAGGUGGAGUCAACUUAGCGAUCACGGGACAAGCCAUAUGUGCAUUGUCGAUGCUGAUAGAAAUGCUGUAUCACUAACAACAACUGUUAACUAUCAUUUUGGAGCCGGGUUUCGUUCUACUUCUACUGGUAUCUUGGUCAACAAUGAGAUGGAUGACUUCUCUACUCCCACUGAUAUAUCCCCGGAUAAACUACCUCCCGCUCCAGCAAAUUUUAUUGAACCAAACAAAAGACCAUUGUCUUCCAUGACUCCUCUUAUUGUCACAAAGGAUGAUCAGUUGGUUGGGGUACUUGGAGGGAGCGGUGGAAUGAACAUUAUUGCAGCCGUAGUUCAAGUCUUUCUUAAUCAUUUCAUCUUGGGAAUGAAACCCUUGGAUGCAGUUGUGAGCCCAAGGAUCUAUCACAAGCUAAUACCAAAUGUAGUUCGUUAUGAGAACUUGACUGCUCAUAAUGGCGAUCACAUUGAGCUUUCAAAAGAAAGUAGGCUUUUCCUAGAAGAGAGAGGUCAUCAACUGAGAGGUUCUGAAGCACUAGCUGUGACUCAGCUUAUUGUGCAAACUCUCAAAACGCCUAUGAACUUCAAUAGGAAAGUUGGUGAAAACACCAAAUCACUUACAAAGCAUGGCACUCUAACAGCAGUAAGUGACCCUAGAAAGGGUGGAUGUCCAGCUGCUGUUUAAUUAUAUUGAUCAAUUCAGGUUCAAAAUUGUUAAAAAACAGAGGCAUUUCAAAACAAUUUUCAAUUUUUUAGCCAUGUUGUAUCAACACCAUCCAGGACAAAAAAAAAAAAAAAAAAGAAAGAAAACGAUUUGGUCAUCAUUCUUCAAACAAUUAAAAACCCGAUGAAACUUUGUUUUCUGAUACCGCAGUUACGCACUUAGAAUACAAGGUGAACUGUUUUUUGCGAGAAUAAUAAGCCAUUGGUUAGUUAUUGUGGGAUAAAAUAGUUUGAACGAGGCAUGAAGCUUAUGAAUUAAGUAAAGGUUCAUAUAGUGAGAGAAUUGGUGCCCUUGGGGCAUUGUGAGAUGGAAACACUCCUAUAGUGUGUGUUCUAAUUUGUAAUAGAGAGGUUCUUCCCCACUCUUUGAGAAUGAUACAAGUUCCUAUAAAAGAAACAAUCAAAUUUAGAGUAUUAAAUGCCAAAGAAAGAGUAUUACAAGAG
Messenger RNA from Glycine soja, 2584 nucleotides. RefSeq names its product glutathione hydrolase 3-like. NCBI's taxonomy places the organism in Eukaryota, Viridiplantae, Streptophyta, Magnoliopsida, Fabales, Fabaceae. Gene Ontology annotation, cellular component: plasma membrane. The record is from RefSeq and is a predicted model, not a curated record. The transcript is spliced from 7 exons. Gene Ontology annotation, molecular function: glutathione gamma-glutamate hydrolase. Gene Ontology annotation, biological process: glutathione catabolic process. The coding region runs from base 675 to 2102 and encodes 475 amino acids.